CAGCGAUGUCAGUGGACGGAUAGUCGUGACUGAUAAAGGACAUACCGGUGAAUUUCGAGUUGAAAUUUUUUAAGUGACAUAGUUAAGUGUUUUGUUUGUGUUAAAAAAAGGUUGAUAGUAACAGGUACCAUGGUAGCCCGCCGGGAGUCAGUGUCCGCGCCUGUCAUCCCCCAGUUCUACGCUGGAAGGUCCAUCUUCAUCACGGGAGCUACUGGGUUCAUGGGGAAGGUAUUAAUCGAGCGUAUACUAGCUACUUGCCCCGACGUCGACCGCCUAUAUUUGCUGGUCAGGCACAAGAAGGAGGUCACGCCGGAGAGGAGAUUACAGCAGUUGAUAGAAUCACCGGUGUUCGACCCAAUCCGGGCAUCGAACCCGUCACAGCUGGACAAGCUGUCCAUGCUGGCCGGAGACAUCACCAGGCCGGACCUCGGGAUGACGCAGGAGUCCCUGAUGCGGCUACAGGAGGUGUCAAUUGUCUUCCACUCGGCCGCCACUCUCAAGUUCGACGAAGCCAUGAAGAUGGCGGUGGAACAGAAUGUGCUGUCAGUCAUCAGGCUUUUGGAGAUCUGUGACAGGCUGCCCAAAAUGCAGGUCUUCGUUCACGUUUCGACGGCGUACAGCAACGCUGAACUGUCAGAAGUGGAGGAACACGUGUACCCGCCCAAGGUGCCGCUGCAAAAGCUGCUGGCCAUUGCCGAGUCAGUGCCGGACGAGCUGAUGACUGAGAUUACGCCAAAGUUCAUAGCGCCUAAACCGAACACGUACACAUUCACGAAAUCAAUGGCGGAACACGUGGUACAGCAGCACGGUAACAAGGGAUAUCCUGUUGCUAUCUUCAGACCGACCAUAGUGAUAUCAUCAGUUAAGCACCCUUUCCCCGGCUGGAUAGAGAACCUCAACGGUCCUAGCGGGGUGGUGGCGGCUGCUGGCAAAGGUUUGCUGCACGUGUUCUGCUGUCGUGGUGACGCACACGCUGACAUGCUGCCUGUCGACGUGGCCAUAGACACGCUGAUAGCUGCCGCCUGGGAGACCGCCAUAGACAAGCCAAAUGAAGCGCGAGUUUACAACUGCACGACAAGAGAGAAUCCCACAAAAUGGAUCGACUUCGAGCAAGCGUUGCGCAAGUACCUGGUGGAGUACCCCCUGGAUAAGGCCUUCUGGUACCCCUCGGGCGCGGCCAUUGAUAACACAUACGCACAAAAAGCAAUGGAAUUAUUCACGCAGACUGUACCUCUUCACAUUGUCGCGUAUACAGUCCGACUUCUUGGCAUCAAAAUGCAAAUGAACUUAAUCACAGUCAGCCAUCGACUCCAAGCCAUGAAUAAGGUGCUCAAGUUCUUCGCGCAAAGAGAAUGGGUCUUCCACAAUGAGAACGUAAAGCGAUUGCGGAGCAGACUCACGCCCCAGGACGCCGCGAUUUACAACUUAGACCCUAAAAGUUUCAAUUGGGACGAACAUUACUGCAACUUCAUAAAGGGCACGAGGAAAUACCUGCUGAAGGAGAAGGAACAGGACUUGGAGGAAGCCAGGAAACAUGUCAGGAGAAUGUUCUACGUCCACUACAGCGUGCUUCUCUUCGUCGUGGUAUUAUUGCUCCGGUUCGCUUUAAACAAUAACUUCGUGAGACAAUUCAUAUACGGCGUCGUGAGGACCUUAACAGCUGCUUUUGGAGCGGUGUUUUCGAAAAUCGUUUAGAGGCAUAAAGUUAAUAAAAAUGAGGUUUUUAUUGCAAUUUGAAACCAGAGAGCAUUUAGCGCGGGAAAUUUUGUCUUUGGUAGAUAUAGAGUGACAAGGCUUUUCUUGAAAGUGGCGAAAAAUGAAAAAAAAUUAAUAUACCUAUUGAGGUUAUAGAAAUAAAAAAAUGUAGUUAGGUAUGUAACAUUAUGUAAAUAAAUUUAUAUACACAUUCUCUUAAGCCAAAAGGUGAAUGAAAUGACCUGGUUUUUUUUAAUUAUUUUAAUUAGGGCAUUUUGAAAGAUACGGAAAUGUUUUGUCUUAUAUACAUCUCUACAACUAUCAACGGAAAGUGAAAAUUAGUAGGUACAUAAUUAUAAUAAAGAAUAAGUUAUUAGUUUUGUUUUUAGUCUUGUCUAAAUUUGUAUCCACACAAAUUACUUAGGUACAUAAAAAAUUUGAAACCUCAAUUUAUUAAAAUUAAUUCCGUGACAUAUUUCAUCGUAUAAAUGCUCUAAAUCAAAAGCAUCGCUCAAAUAUAGAAUUAGGUAAAUUAUUGAUCUAUUUUUAUAGAUAUAUAUUGCCAUGGCAAGUGGAAAGAGGUAGUCUCUGCCUACCCCUCCGGGAAAGAGGCGUGAUUUUAUGUAUGUAUGAAUGUAUAUCGCCAUUAUAUAUAUAUUAAAAUAAAGAUUCGUUAUUUAGUUAA
This is a messenger RNA of Amyelois transitella, 2380 nucleotides long. RefSeq names its product putative fatty acyl-CoA reductase CG5065. Gene Ontology annotation, biological process: long-chain fatty-acyl-CoA metabolic process. Bases 130 to 1695 code for a protein of 521 amino acids. Gene Ontology annotation, molecular function: alcohol-forming very long-chain fatty acyl-CoA reductase (NADP+) activity. The record is from RefSeq and is a predicted model, not a curated record. The transcript has 13 exons. Gene Ontology annotation, cellular component: peroxisome. NCBI's taxonomy places the organism in Eukaryota, Metazoa, Arthropoda, Insecta, Lepidoptera, Pyralidae.